UUUGCCACAACCCUCUUUCCUUUUCACUCGGUGGAAGAAAAGCAUGGACACGUCUGGGAAAGUGAUCAAAUGCAAGGCAGCAGUGGCCUGGGAGGCUAGUAAGCCUCUCUCCAUUGAGGAGGUGGAGGUAGCUCCACCCCAAGCCCAUGAAGUCAGAGUUAAGAUUCAUGCUACGGGCGUAUGUCACACUGACGCAUACACCCUGAGUGGAAGUGACCCUGAGGGCUUAUUUCCUGUCAUUAUGGGUCACGAGGGAGCAGGCACUGUUGAGAGUGUUGGGGAAGGGGUCACCAAGUUCAAACCAGGUGAUACUGUCAUUCCACUAUAUGUUCCCCAGUGUGGAGAGUGCAAGUUUUGUAAAAACCCCAAAACCAACUUGUGCCAGAAGAUCAGGGUGACCCAGGGUCAGGGUCUGAUGCCUGACAAGACCUCCAGAUUCACCUGUAAAGGCAAGCAGCUCUUCCACUUCAUGGGUACCAGCACCUUCUCUGAGUACACUGUUGUGGCUGAAAUCUCUCUGGCAAUAGUGGAUGAACAUGCUCCCCUGGACAAAGUCUGUUUGCUGGGCUGUGGCAUCUCCACUGGAUAUGGAGCUGCUCUCAAUACUGCCAAGGUUGAAGCUGGCUCUACAUGUGCUGUGUUUGGUUUGGGAGCUGUCGGGCUUGCUGUCAUAAUGGGCUGCAGAUCACAAGGUGCCACCAGGAUCAUUGGCAUUGACAUCAAUCCAGACAAGUUUGAAACUGCCAAAAAGUUUGGAGCCACUGAGUUUGUGAACCCCAAGGACCACAGCAAGCCCAUUCAGGAGGUGCUGGUGGAGCUGACAGAUGGAGGAGUGGACUAUUCCUUUGAAUGCAUCGGCAAUGUUGCCAUUAUGAGAGCUGCUCUUGAGGCAUGUCACAAAGGCUGGGGAACCAGUGUCAUUAUUGGCGUGGCAGGAGCAGGUCAAGAAAUCUCCACCCGCCCUUUCCAGCUGGUAACAGGGCGUACGUGGAAAGGCACAGCCUUUGGUGGCUGGAAGAGUGUGGAGAGUGUUCCUAAACUGGUAAAUGACUACAUGAGCAAGAAGCUGAUGGUGGAUGAGUUUGUCACUCACACAUUGCCCUUCGACCAGAUCAAUGAAGCCUUUGAUUUGAUGCAUGCUGGGAAAAGUAUCCGAACCGUCCUGAAGUUCUAAACCUCCAGUUUAAAGGAGUCACAAACAUGAGCUCAAAUGCUUAAUCCUGCUAUGAAACAGACUUAUCAUUCACACCUUGUCCCAGUAGUUGUUGACAACAAUAUUGACUGUUGGAGGUUGUUCUGAUGGCAUGUGUUGAGUUCCAGUUACACACUGAAUAAAUGCGAUACAAAAUAAAA
Xyrauchen texanus (razorback sucker) is the source of this 1353-nucleotide messenger RNA. RefSeq names its product alcohol dehydrogenase 5 (gene adh5). The record is from RefSeq and is a predicted model, not a curated record. The coding region runs from base 44 to 1174 and encodes 376 amino acids. Gene Ontology annotation, molecular function: S-(hydroxymethyl)glutathione dehydrogenase [NAD(P)+] activity; zinc ion binding. The transcript is spliced from 9 exons. Gene Ontology annotation, cellular component: cytosol. NCBI's taxonomy places the organism in Eukaryota, Metazoa, Chordata, Actinopteri, Cypriniformes, Catostomidae. Gene Ontology annotation, biological process: formaldehyde catabolic process.